AUGACUGCCAUCUACUGUGGAAAGGAAUGCUACAGGAAACACUGGAGGCUCCACAGAGACGCCUGCAAAGUCGAGGCCGAAAUUCGAAAGAGCGAGCAAGGUCAGCUCGUUGCCGAAAUUCGCAAAUGGGCACUCAUCCAUCGCGGCAUCCUCGAUCUCGCCACCACGCACGCGCUCCAACUUGACGUCUUCCCUGCACGCAUCCACACCCACUUCCUCUCACUCGCCCUGUCCCGCCCGUCUUGUUCGUUCCCCCCGACCUCGCCCGCAUUCACGAUCGCCGCCGCAACCAUCCUCCCCCUGCCCCUCCCUGCUGCUCCGGCGCUGAAAGCCCAGACCGCCGAGAUCAUAAAGCGCGGCGGGCUCGGCGUCGCGCAGUGCGUGCUGACCUGCGGGGACGCCCGCGUCCCCGAUGCGUGCGCGGUCCUCGAGCGCCCACGAACAAGGGUCGUGCUGACGAACUGGAAGGACUUGCUUAAGGGCGUGGUAGAGGGGACAGUGCGGGAGGAGGAGCUGGCCCCGCUGGGCCUAGUCAAGUAUCGGAUUACCGCGCGCCUCCUGGACCGCAAGGACAAAUAUGCUGCGAUUACUUGGUCCAACGGCCGAGUUACCGGGCAUACCUUGUCGAAGAUGGACGGUGCCUUCUGCCAGCCCUUGCCUACCAGACUAUAA
This is a messenger RNA of Gloeophyllum trabeum ATCC 11539, 672 nucleotides long. RefSeq lists its product as uncharacterized. Bases 1 to 672 code for a protein of 223 amino acids. The record is from RefSeq and is a predicted model, not a curated record. NCBI's taxonomy places the organism in Eukaryota, Fungi, Basidiomycota, Agaricomycetes, Gloeophyllales, Gloeophyllaceae. The transcript has 4 exons.